AUGCAGGAUACGAUGUUGCUGGGCUUGGAGGGAAUUAAGAAAACCAUUCUGCAUGGAGGGACCGGAGGCAUCCCAAAACUCACCACUGGUUCAAAGGUGACGUUCCACUUCCGCACCCAGUUGUGCGACGAUGAACGCACAGUGAUAGAUGACAGCAAAGUGGUGGGGACGCCCAUGGAGAUAGUGAUCGGCAACAUGUUCAAAAUGGACAUCUGGGAGACCCUGUUGUCCUCCUUGAGGAUCGGUGAGGUGGCUGAAUUCUGGUGUGACACCAUUCACACUGGCGUUUAUCCACUUGUGUCCAAGAGCAUGAGGCGCAUUGCAGAGGGCAAAGACCCAGUGGACUGGCACAUUCAUACAUGUGGUAUGGCCAACAUGUUCGCCUACCACAGCCUUGGCUACGACGACCUGGAUGAGCUGAUGAAGGAACCAAAACCCCUCUACUUUGUCCUGGAGCUGCUCAGGGUGCAGCAGCCCAGCGAGUACAACAGGGAGACGUGGGCUAUGAAUGACGAGGAGAGGCUGAAGGUGGUCCCUGUGCUGCACGGCCAGGGGAACAAGCUCUACAAACAAGGACAGUACGAAGAGGCCACACAAAAGUACAAGGAGGCCAUCAUCUGCAUCAAGAAUGUUCAGACGAAGGAGAAAUCAUGGGAAGUCCCGUGGAUGAAGCUGGAGAAGAUGGGCAACACCAUAACGCUCAACUACUGCCAGUGUCUACUGCGCAUGGAAGAAUACUACGAGGCCAUCGAGCACACCACCGACAUCAUCAACCAGCACCCAGGUGUAAUGAAGGCCUUCUUCCUGCGAGGGAAAGCACACGCGGAAGUGUGGAACGAGGCGGAGGCUCGGCAGGACUUCAGCAGGGUGCUGGACCUGGACCCCCGCAUGAAGAAGGCCGUCAAGAGGGAGCUGGGUGUGCUUAAUAUGCGCAUGGAGGAGAAGAACCAGGAGGACAAGAACAAGUACAGAGGCAUGUUUUGA
Molecule: messenger RNA, 984 nt
Organism: Cottoperca gobio
Lineage: Eukaryota; Metazoa; Chordata; Actinopteri; Perciformes; Bovichtidae
Gene: aipl1
Product: aryl hydrocarbon receptor interacting protein-like 1
Exons: 6
Coding region: 1-984 (327 amino acids)
Molecular function (GO): peptidyl-prolyl cis-trans isomerase activity; protein binding
Source: RefSeq, a predicted model, not a curated record